Molecule: messenger RNA, 1494 nt
Organism: Drosophila ficusphila
Lineage: Eukaryota; Metazoa; Arthropoda; Insecta; Diptera; Drosophilidae
Gene: ICA69
Product: islet cell autoantigen 1
Exons: 3
Coding region: 103-1341 (412 amino acids)
Biological process (GO): regulation of transport
Cellular component (GO): Golgi apparatus
Molecular function (GO): protein domain specific binding
Source: RefSeq, a predicted model, not a curated record
AUAACGAUACAGCGCUACCCCCAAAUCCACCCAACCGCCCCCAACCGUCAAGUGGCGAAAAAUCACCCGCAGCUGAAAACUGGAACGCAGAACAAGGAAAAAAUGCUCAAAUCGGAGGUUCAGCACCAGUUCUGGGUCACCAAGAAGGUGGUGCAGCGCAAACUCGGGACGAAGGAGGACAAGCACGUAAUAUCCUCCGACGCGGAGCUGGACUCCAAGAUCGAGGUGUUCAAAUCGAUAUCGGACACCAGCUUGAACCUUUGCAAAAUCAUCGACCAAUACCAGGAGCGCCUUUGCAUCCUAUCGCAGGAGGAGUGCGUCUUUGGGCGGUUUUUAAAGGAGGCGGGGAAGAGGAGCAGAACGACGGGCGGAAGUAUUGCCCACACGGGCAAGGCAGUGUCCUUCGCCGGACAGCAAAGGAUGUGCGUGCGGGUGCCGCUGCUGCGACUCCAGCACGAGGUGGAUGUCUUCAGGUGCCGGGCAGUGAAGGACACCGAGCAGACCCUCCAGUCGAUGGAGAAGGAGCGCACGGAAUACCGAGCGGCUCUAUCCUGGAUGAAAUCAGCCAGCCAGGAACUGGAUCCGGAUACGGGCAAGGGUCUGGACAAGUUCCGCACGGCACAGACCCAUGUGCGAGUGGCCAAGCAUAAUUUUGAUGGCUACUCCAUGGAUUCCAUUCAAAAGAUUGAUUUACUGGCCGCCGCCCGCUGCAAUAUGUAUUCCCAUGCCCUAGUGGCCUAUGUGGCCGAACUGAAGAGCUUUGCCCAGAAGGCCGCCUCCACAUUCCAGACCAUAUCCAAGGCGCUAAUCAUUAAACCCAAGUACGAUUUCUGUGUGCUGAAGGAGCUCUCGCAAAAUGAAGGACCCAGCGAGGAAGUGCCGCCCAUUGAAGCCGUGGACAAGGAUCAGUCGCUGUUCUUUGCCAACGAGUACCAGGACAAGCUGGAACCCCAGCCAGAAGCUAAGGAGCCCGAAGAGGGAGAACCAAGUGAAACUGCCACUGCCUGCGGCGACAAUGAAUCCUUGCUGAUUGAGCUCUCCAAGCAGAUGGAAGACAGUCCGCUGAUUGAUGCGCCUUUGGAUGAAGAACAAUCUGCCCAAAACAGCGGCAACACCAAGUUAUGGUCGCGUUUGUUCAGUCAGCAGAACCAACAACCCUUACCAAGCCAGCCAGCGAAGGAUUCCAAAGCAGUUGGCGGUCAACCCUCCACGACGGCCGGAAAAAUACAGUCCACCAACAAUCCCUGGCUGGAUCUCUUCGCCGACUUGGACCCACUAGCCAAUCCGCAAGCCUUCGAUCUGAAAAUGAGCGGCGGACGCAGUGUGGCUGAGCAGACAUAAGAAUACCCUCCCGUACAGAACAUAUAUAUCUUGAUCUUGGUAUACCUGCGGCAACUAGCUAGUCAAAAUGGAGAAACUUUGGAUGUAACUUUUCGCUAAACGUUCAAAAACUUUUUAUGUUUUAUUUAAAUAAAAUUUAUAUGGGACACAGCA